UGUCACGGGCAAUGGUGAAUGGAGGUACAGUGUCUGGUCAAACACUUCUGCCUACCCGUAGGUGCCACAGUUAGUCAGUGGAAGACUGUGAGAGGAGCCCUCUCCGAAUCUGGGAAGACGGAAGAUGAGGCAAUGGCGUGGGUAACAGGAAAUUUAAAAGAGAGCCACGUCAACAUCUUCAAGCUUGCGACCAUUGGUCUUCUCCUGCCCAUGUCUACUGCCGACUGUGAGAGAGGGUUCAGCACCCUCAAACAAAUAAAAACAGACAACCGAGCUACUCUGUCAAACAAGGUGCUAAAAGCCCUCCUCACUGUCAGCAUCAAAGGUCCCUCAUUGGAGGUUUUUGACUUUGCUUGUGCGGUCAAAACUGGCACGGGGCCAGGCCACGUAGAGCAGACAUAGAGUAAGCGGGGUGUGACAUGUACAUUGUAUUAAUGUAUAUUUCAUUUUUUGUGUAAGGGUGCUGUUGUCACUGACCUGACUGGUGAUUGGUGCAAUUUGUACGUGUCAAGUGUUUGUUAUAUUUUUUCUCAAAUUUCAAUAGGUAGUUUAAACCGUUGUUUUUUUUCUAAUAAAAGUAUGCUUACUGUAAGAUGGAUGUGUAAGGUACACUGUACUUAUCAUUAUUUGUAUGUGUUUGUUAUGUUUUUCUCAAAUGUCCAUAGGUCG
Dreissena polymorpha is the source of this 669-nucleotide messenger RNA. RefSeq lists its product as uncharacterized. The record is from RefSeq and is a predicted model, not a curated record. The transcript has a single exon. Lineage: Eukaryota; Metazoa; Mollusca; Bivalvia; Myida; Dreissenidae. Bases 19 to 402 code for a protein of 127 amino acids. Gene Ontology annotation, molecular function: protein dimerization activity.